AUGGCGGGCAAGGCCAUCGCUGGUGGGCUUUGUGACGCUGCUGCUGCGAUAUCGCCAUACGAGGAUGUCAGAGGUUACUUGCAGCAGACGGUGCUUCCUGCCCUCGGACCGGCCAUAGAAGACCUCUUGCAUCAAGUGCAUUCCUCGGGCGAGCUGCAGCGCGUGCUGCGCAAGGAGACAGAGGCCGAGCGGAAGGUCGUUCGAAAGCCGUCCGAAAUACAAGUGGAGGACCCUCCUGAAAAGAAGCAGAGCUCAUCGGGAAGCAGGAAGCCUUCUCUGACAGCGGGAGAGGGAAGCCAAAUUCUUCGUCGCUUCAGCAACGCCUCCGAGCUUGACAAGGCUCCACCUCCGGCUCCCCCUCCGGCUCUGGAAGCUGCGGAGGAGUCGCGGUUUGAUCCACUGGUUUGGCUGUCCGACUGCCUCAAGCAAUCUGCGAGCGGGGACGCGAGCUUUCGAGAGCAGAUUCGCGAGCGAGUGAUCCAACAGAUCAAGGCUGCAGAGGCAGCCGAGGAGGCCGAGCGUGCGCGAGCCGAAGCUGAAGCCGCGGCGGCACGGGUUGAUGACGGCGAGAUCACCACAAUCGCAGAGGGGGCUUCUGAGAGUGGUAACUGA
Messenger RNA from Symbiodinium sp. CCMP2592, 612 nucleotides. Lineage: Eukaryota; Dinophyceae; Suessiales; Symbiodiniaceae. The record is from the annotation of a GenBank genome assembly.